This is a messenger RNA of Camellia sinensis, 1836 nucleotides long. Its product is annotated as protein FAR1-RELATED SEQUENCE 5-like. Gene Ontology annotation, molecular function: zinc ion binding. Gene Ontology annotation, biological process: regulation of DNA-templated transcription. Lineage: Eukaryota; Viridiplantae; Streptophyta; Magnoliopsida; Ericales; Theaceae. The record is from RefSeq and is a predicted model, not a curated record.
AUGACUCUUGCUCAGAAAAAUCUCAUUGAUAUGCUUAAUGAAACCGGUGUACCCACUAGAAAGAUAGCGUCAGUGUUAAGUCAAGAAUCUAUUAGUGAUUGCAACGGUGGUUGUGUUACAAUGGAUAUUCAAAAUUAUUUGGGAAGUAAAAGAAGAAAACUUCUAAAAGAUGGAGAUGCACAAAGAAUGUACAAUUACUUUAUAAGAGUCAAUCAGAGAACCCAGACUUUAUUUAUGCAGUUGAAGUGGAUGAAAAUCAUUGCAUGGGAAAUUGUUUUUGGGCCGAUGCAAGGUCAAGGUGUUAACCACCACUACCAAUCAAUUAUGUUUGGAUGUGCUUUACUUGUGAAUGAGACGACAGAGUCGUACAUAUGGUUGUUAAAAACUUGGCUUGAAACAAUGGGUGGGCAUAAUCCUGCUGUUAUUAUUACUGAUGAUGACAAAGCCAUGGCUAAGGCAAUUUCAUAUGUAUUGCCUAAUAGUAUUCACCGUUUGUGCAUGUGGCAUAUCUUACAAAAAGUUCCUGAACAUUUGGCUCAUGUUUAUAACAAGUAUUCCUCAUUUCACCAUUGCAUUCAUGACACGGUCACAAUAGAAGAGUUUGAAAAUGAAUGGGAUGAAUUAGUUUGCAAAUAUGAGUUAAGGGAAAACGAAUGGUUGAAAGACUUGUACAUGCGGCGUGAAAAAUGGGUACCAGCUUAUUUGAGGACAGCAUUUUGUGCCGGGAUGUCAACAACACAAAGAAGCGAGAGCAUGAACAAAAUUUUCAAGGAUUUCGUCCAUUCUAGUACAUUGGUUAGUGACUUUGUCCAUCAAUGUGAGAAAGCCUUGGAUAGAAGAUACAUGAAGAAGAAAGAAAAAGAUGUUAAAACAAGAACAACCAAAGUAAUUUUAAAGACAUGUUACAAAAUGGAGGCAGAGGCGGGAGAAGUGUACACAAGGAAAAUAUUUUUGUUGUUUCAAGAUGAGCUAUUUUCAAGUCAAAAACACAAAGCAUCUAAAUAUCUUGAGGAAGGAACAACGAAAACAUAUAAGGUAAUGGCAAAUGGGAAAGAAAAGCAAAUCUAUGAAGUAGAAUUUGAUGGUGUUGAAAAGAAAGCUACUUGUUCAUGUCAUAUGUUUGAAUUUGUUGGAAUUCUUUGCAGACACAUUCUUACUGUCUUUGUUAAGAAAUCUCUUGUUGAUUAUCUCCCUAAACAAUAUGUUCUUCGAAGAUGGACAAUAAAUGUGAAGGAUCAUGCUGCACAUGAAAAUUUGAAGGAUGUAGUACAAGAAGGUAAACAAAUUUCUUAUGCUAUGAUGAGAAAUAGUUUGAUGAUAGAGUUUUUGAAAGAUGUUGAAGAAGGGCAGAAAUCAGAAAAGAAACAUGACUAUCUUGCACUUGCUUUGCAAAAGACACAUUGUGAACUUUUAGCUAUGGAUGAUGAUAGUAAUGAAAUUGAAAAUGAUGAUAAUUCAGUAAAUGAAAUAUUACUUGAAGGUGGUAAGCAAGUCUUGUCCAAUUUAGAAUUCACUUUGCAAGAUCCCCUACCUGUUGCUUCAAAGGGGCGACCCAAAUCACUUAGACAAAAACAUCCUAAAGAGAAUCAUGUGGGCAAAAAGAGAAAAUGUAGCAUUUGCAAGCAAACAGGGCAUAUCAGGACUAGUUGUCAUCAGCAAAACCAACCAAGAGAUAAUGCCAAUGUAAGUUUGUCGCCUACCAGUCAAAUAUUUCAUCAGGACUCCAUGCCAAUAACUUUGGAUCUUCCAUGUCCUCAAUUUACUGUGUCUCAAGAUCCUAAGCCUUCUACAUUCAUGGAUCUAAUGACGGAGGCCGGAAAAAACAUAUACAAGUGA